AAAAACGAAGACCAGAAAAGAAACAGAGUGAUUGAAGAAGAAGAUGAUAAUAUUGAUGAUGGAGAAUUGAGGUUGGAGUUGGAGUGAGUAACCCAGCACAGCAAUGGCAUUGAGACUGAGACUCAAAGUGUCUUCAAUUGGGUCACCUUUUCUGCAGUUAGGUUCUUCUGCAAGUGCAGCAUGCUCUGUUUCCAAACUUGGUUUUCAUCCACCACGCUUGCAACUCAACAAAAAUUCACACCCAAUAAGGCUUUUUGUUCGGGCUGCUAGAAUUGAGUCCAAAGGUGUUACCUUGGGUUUCAGGACCCCACAAUUUCAGCUUCCGGAGCCCCUUACCGGGACGACCUGGACAUUGGAUGAUUUUGAAGCUUAUCCAGCUCUACUGGUUAUGUUUAUAUGCAAUCACUGUCCAUUUGUUAAGCACCUGAAAAAAGACAUUGUAAAGCUUACAAAGUUCUAUAUGGAGAAAGGACUUGCCGUCAUUGCCAUAUCUUCAAAUUCCGUAGCCACACACCCCCAGGAUGGUCCAGAAUUCAUGGCAGAAGAUGCUAAACUGUUUGGUUAUCCUUUCCCAUACCUAUAUGAUGAGUCACAGGAUGUUGCACAACAUUUUGGAGCAGUUUGUACACCAGAAUUUUACCUUUUCAAAAAGGAUGGUCGAAGGCCGUUUGAGCUGGUUUAUCAUGGUCAAUUUGAUGAUUCACGCCCAAGUAAUAAUGUACCGGUCACUGGAAGAGACUUGAGCUUGGCAAUAGAUCGUGUUCUUAGUGGCCAACCUGUACCAUCAGAGCAAAAACCUAGUGUUGGAUGCAGCAUAAAGUGGCACCCAGGGAAGAAGUUUUGAUUGAUAAACUGUAAUUAUUUUGUUCAUUAAAAGUUUCUUUUUCAGGUUUGCUAUGCUUUAUGUAAUGUCACUAACCAUAUUAGACUGUUACACCUUAUUUUCUUUCCAUUCAGUGUGACUUGUAAGGAAAUGGUGUCAUUUGUGGUUCUUAUAGUUACUGUGUAUUUCACAUAAGUAAUAAGUUGCAUACUAUAGUGCGCGCUAAUGAAUACAUUUUAAUUGUAAUAACAAGGGAAUUUGUUUUGCAA
Glycine soja is the source of this 1092-nucleotide messenger RNA. RefSeq lists its product as uncharacterized. The transcript has 9 exons. The coding region runs from base 104 to 844 and encodes 246 amino acids. Lineage: Eukaryota; Viridiplantae; Streptophyta; Magnoliopsida; Fabales; Fabaceae. The record is from RefSeq and is a predicted model, not a curated record. Gene Ontology annotation, molecular function: oxidoreductase activity; antioxidant activity.